AUGGCGGAAACCGAAACAGAGCUCCGCAACGGCGAUCCAGAGGAAUGGGAGAAGCGAACCCUAAACCUAAUCAAGGGCUCCGAAAUCGAUCAAGAGUUUUCGGCCCUGAAAUCCAAGAAGACUGGACGAAAGAAUCGGCACAAGAUCAAGAAAAUGAACAAGCCGAUGAUGCUUCCUUGCACCCUUCUUGAAUUCAUGGAUGAUGAUCUCCGAGAGGCAGCAAUUCGAUAUCUCAGUACUUUCUUGAUCGAGAGAAGAGAGGAAAAUAUGGACAAUUAUGACAGGGCUGGAUUUCUGAUUUUUCAUUCUUUUGGUACAAUGACCAUACUGUUGCAGGAAGUAGUGGAAUUUAUUUGGAAAAUGGACAAUGAUCCACUGGAGGUACGAUCAAUCAAGCGCCUUGCAAAUGUUCUGACCAUGUUUCAGUGUGUCGCAGCUAACAGUGAGACCAGGCAGAAGUUUAUUGAUUCCUCUAUACCAAACUUCUUGAUUCCUUUGAUCCAGUGUACAAAUGAAAUUGAACUAUUUGAUAAUAUCCGUGCAAUUGCACUCUCAGUCCUUGGAAUUUUAUGCCAGGCCAGAGAACCAACUGUUAUCAAGUGGGCCAUAGAGAGUAAUAUGUUGGAUGUUUGUAGUUACAUUAUUGAUAAAGGAAGUGAGCUUACGAAAGUGAUUUCAAUGCACAUUCUUGAGGCUAUACUUCAAGACAGUUUUGGGAUACAACAUAUUUGCAAUCCUAUCAGUGAUCAUAUACUGAAAGCACUGAUCAGGGGAUGGGACCAGCUGGUCACUCUCCUGGCAGCAGACCAAGAUUUCUCACCUCGUCUUCUGUUCCAUAUCAUCCGAUGCUAUAUUUUGCUUUCUACUAACAAGAGAGGAUAUAACAUUGUGAUGGAAAACCUACCACAAGCCAUCCUGAACAAUUCUUUCAAGGAUAUGAUAGAAGAGUUCCCAGUUCUCAAGAACUUGCUUGAUCAACUGUACAAGAUUAUGACCAACUAGCAAAGCUCUCUCACUCUCAGACUUGGAACGAGGAGUUGGCCAAACAUGGCAAAGGGUAUAUACAAGGUGGCAGACC
Molecule: messenger RNA, 1078 nt
Organism: Dioscorea cayenensis subsp. rotundata (Guinea yam)
Lineage: Eukaryota; Viridiplantae; Streptophyta; Magnoliopsida; Dioscoreales; Dioscoreaceae
Product: CCR4-NOT transcription complex subunit 9-like
Exons: 12
Coding region: 1-1002 (333 amino acids)
Biological process (GO): negative regulation of translation; mRNA catabolic process
Cellular component (GO): P-body; CCR4-NOT complex; CCR4-NOT core complex
Source: RefSeq, a predicted model, not a curated record